This is a messenger RNA of Eptesicus fuscus (big brown bat), 627 nucleotides long. RefSeq names its product kallikrein-7-like. Gene Ontology annotation, molecular function: serine-type endopeptidase activity. Gene Ontology annotation, biological process: positive regulation of antibacterial peptide production; proteolysis. Lineage: Eukaryota; Metazoa; Chordata; Mammalia; Chiroptera; Vespertilionidae. The record is from RefSeq and is a predicted model, not a curated record. The transcript is spliced from 5 exons. The coding region runs from base 1 to 627 and encodes 208 amino acids.
AUGGCAGGUCCCCUUCUCUCAACCCUGCUGCUCCUACUGCUGUCCUUAGCACCGGGAUCUGCUGGACAAGAAGCCCAUGGCAACGGGGAAAGGAUUAUUAAUGGAGUUGUAUGUCCAAGAGGCUCCCAUCCCUGGCUGGUGGCCCUGUAUCACAACAAUACAUUGCAGUGUGCAGGUGUGCUGAUCAACCAGCAGUGGGUGCUCACCGUAGCCCACUGCCACAUGAGUGAUUAUAUUGUGCAAAUGGGCAGUGAUCUUCUGGUUGGGAGGCGUGCCCGGAAAAUCAACGCUACAGAGUCCUUCGUCCACCCAUGGUAUGACAACCGCACCGAUGAUCAUGACAUCAUGCUCGUGAAGCUGAGCAGCCCGGCCAGGCUCUCACGCAAUGUGAAGAAAAUCAACCUACCGUCCAGGUGCAAAGACCUUGGGUCAAACUGUACUGUCGCUGGCUGGGGCAUCACCACCAUGGUUGAAGCAACAUUUUCAUCAGAGCUCAUGUGCUCGAAUGUCAGCCCCAUCUCCUACCAGGAAUGCAAGGUGUUUUAUCCUACCAUGUUGAAAAAGUACAUGAUCUGUGCUGUUGCCCUCGACGGAUUCUCCUCCACCUGCAUAUGUCCCAAGGCCUGA